GAAACCAGAUCAGCAGGAUUAGACGCGCCGGGUACAUGUCUCCACUGCCGCGGGUGUGAGUAAUGCUGCACUUCAGAUACCCGGUUAGCCACAAACGUUGCCCAUGUGUUGGGUGUGGCGCUGAUCCAGGUUAAGGUGAUGGUGGAAUCCGAACAAAAGAAAGAUUCUGCAACGUUGAUCCCCAUCGCCUUCUUUACUCGGUGAUGCAGGUGUGCUCCUAAUACAGCAGCGCAUAGUUCAAGGCGGGGUAGUGUGACGCGCUUGAGCGGUACCACACGCAAUUUGGAAGAAAGCAACGUUAUGCGAAUCUGCCCACCUUCGCCUUCACAACGCGCAUAAAUGCAGGCUCCAUAUGCAGCCUCCGAUGCAUCACAGAAGAUAGUAUCUGGAACAUACUCGUCCCAACCAGCUUUCUGCAACCAUAAUUCCUGCAUCAUCAUCUUGGCCCGAAUGACAAUCGGGGAGAUCAGGCCCAGCGGAUCGAACAUGCGAGCUACGUUGGAUAGAAUGGAUCGCUUUGUCGGAAUGGACACAUCACUGGAUAUUGCGGAUUCGAAGGAUAAAACGUCAUGCUCUGGCUCCCAUGAAACACCAAGAGCCUUUACCGUCUCGUGUGGUAAGAAUUGCCGCGCUGACUGUGUGCCGAUUUGAUCCGCAUUUAAACCGGCGAGCACCUCGAGCUGAUUGGAUGUCCACUUUCGAAGCUCGAAGCCGCCUUUGGCGAGGAAUUGAGAAAGCUCGAUUCGCAACUGGCGAGCAUUUCCGAUGGAAUCAACACCACCGAUGAAAUCGUCAACGUAGAAGUUAGUUUUCAAGGCAGCUGCAGCAUUGGGACAAGAGGCGCCCUCAAAAGUAUUGGAUGUUGCUGGCUGAGAGGUAGAUGCUGAUCCACUCACGACCCAGCCAAAUACGCUCUCCAUCAGGACUGGUAGAUUCGAUGACAUUUUAUAUUGCGCCCCGCUUACAAAGAACGUGUGAUAGUGCCGGGCACCGAGAAUAAUGUCGAUCGGUGCCGACUUCUCGAAAUGGGGGUCGGCGAAUAUGAUAUGUGGCGGUAAUUUCCAGCCGCUGGUGGGCACAUCAUGUGCAGGCAGGUCAGCAAUAAGCUUCUCGACUAUCAAAAACUCAACGUUAAUCGCAUAAGGGCUCGCUCUAGAUGAUACCGUGGUGCGCAUUGAUUUCCGCACCGGGGUGGACGAUUGACCAGCACCAAUCAGCGUGAUAU
This is a messenger RNA of Anopheles arabiensis, 1225 nucleotides long. RefSeq lists its product as uncharacterized. The record is from RefSeq and is a predicted model, not a curated record. The transcript is spliced from 2 exons. Bases 340 to 651 code for a protein of 103 amino acids. NCBI's taxonomy places the organism in Eukaryota, Metazoa, Arthropoda, Insecta, Diptera, Culicidae.